AUGGUCGUCCUUUGCCCACACUGCGAUGAAAAUGGCCAGAAUUUCAUGACCUACGAGUCCCGAAUCCAGCAGAGUCAAGACUGGUUGACCAAACGCCUAGAAAACCACCAGGCUUGCAAAUGGGAAGAACUGUCGCCUCCCCUGCCCACCCGCGUUCUGCAACUCGGUCUUGGCGAUGGCUCCGACGAUGUCCGUCUUCUCGAUGGGCAAGGCAUCCAAGGGAAAUACGCCGCCCUAACACUGGCAUAUUGCUGGGGUCCCAACUCGGACGUCAUUUUCAAAACAGACUCGACCAAUCUUGUACAAAACCAUGUGCGGAUUCAUUCCCAGGAUCUGAACCUACUCUUUCGCGCAACGGUGAAGUUGUUGCGGUCUCUCGGGAUUAUGUACCUGUGGAUCGAUGCUUUAUGCAUUGUCCAGGACAGCAAAAGCGACUGGGAGAGCGAGGCGUCAAAGAUGGCCGCGGUCUAUUCGAAUGCACACCUUACAGUGUCUGCCUCGGAGGCGACAUCGCCCGACGACUUCCAAAACCCGCAGUAUCCAAUAGACACUCGCCAUGAUCUGUCUCUCCAUGGUCUGGAGCACGUCGUUGAACACGGCGGCGCUCGCGAAACGCGGCUGGACCUCGGCAUUGGCAGUGACAGUGACAGUCUGGUCGUCAACGGACGUGUCGAUGGCCUGGAUGCCGGUGAGCGGCUCCAGACCUUUCUUCACUGUGUUUACUUCUUCGCGGCAGACGUUUUCCACCACCGCACAAUCAAGGAGCUGUACUCCCUCUGGCGCCCGGGGAGCCCUGUCCCCUUGCUCCGUCGGUUCUACUGCUUUGGGAGCGUGGACAUGCUUGUCAGCUUCGCAACCACCAUCGCCCAUUUCAGCUCCAUCGCUGAGCUCAUCAUCUCUGCGAGCAGGGACCCAGGAAUGGAGAUGGAGAUGCGGCCCUCGUGCAUGGACUCGGUUAUAUUCCUGAGUGUCUUCUCACUCGCUGGGCGCAUGAUUGAGGCGUACAGCACGGCCAAGACAGGAGAGGCGGUCUCGAAGCUGGGCAGCCUCCGGCCAAACGAGGCCCUGCUAGUUGUGUCGACUGAGAAAGCGGAGACGCAGACGAAGACUACCAGUAUCGACUUGAUUGACUGUGGCGAUGUUGUCAAGGUCGUUCACGGAGGCUCUCCCCCCUGGGAUGGCGUACUCCUGGAGGGAAACGGAGAGUUCGUCAAGUCCAGUCUGACGGGAGAGUGGAAGCCAGUGGCAAAACACCUUGGCGACCCUAUCUAUUCGGGAACUGUCAACCAAGGUGGUCCUAUCACUCUGCGGAUCACCGGUGCUUCUGGAGAUUCCCUCUUGGACCAGAUCAUCAAGGUUGUUGAUAAAGCAAUUAAGCAAACGAUAGUUAAUUGUGGUUAUUAA
Messenger RNA from Diaporthe citri, 1404 nucleotides. RefSeq lists its product as uncharacterized. The coding region runs from base 1 to 1404 and encodes 467 amino acids. The record is from RefSeq and is a predicted model, not a curated record. Gene Ontology annotation, cellular component: membrane. The transcript has 2 exons. Gene Ontology annotation, molecular function: P-type divalent copper transporter activity; copper ion binding. Lineage: Eukaryota; Fungi; Ascomycota; Sordariomycetes; Diaporthales; Diaporthaceae. Gene Ontology annotation, biological process: copper ion homeostasis.